AUGGGACUUCGUCAAUUUCUUUUCGAAAAUGAGGCUGUAGAAGGAAUAAAUUCAGCAUCAGAUUACUUAUACAUAAAAGUACUGCGAUUCAUGCUACUUAUCGUUAAUUCUUGGCCUCGGAAAGAAAUUGGAGAGCCCGAGUCGCCAAAGUUCUCAGCAUUUGUGAAAUAUUUCUAUCUUGUUGUGACUGUUUUGGCUUCUGCUGGAUUCAUUUUAUAUAUCGUUAAGCACAAUAGUGAACUAACAUUUUUGGAGACUGGUCAUAUGUAUAUUGUUCUGCUUAUGAGUUUCAUUGAUGUGUCCAGAGUUACUACGCUAACUAUGUCUACAACUUAUCGAGAGGUGGCCAGAGACUUUCUCACUAAAAUCCAUUUGUUCUACUACAAAGACCGGUCUAAGCAAGCCAUGGAGACUCACCGUGCUGUCCACAAGAUAGCCCAUCUCUUCACAUUAUGGCUUGUAAGUCAGAUGUUGUCUGGAUUAAGUCUGUUCAACCUUAUUCCGAUGUACAGUAACUAUGCCGCCGGCAGGUUUUCAGGAGAAGUUUCGAAAAAUUCUACCUUUGAACAUUCGAUGUACUAUCCGUACCCUUUCGAUACUUCUACUGAUAUUCGCGGAUAUUGUAUUGCGUGUAUUACACAUUGGAUAAUAUCAUACUUGUGUUCAACGUGGUUCUGCAUGUUCGAUCUUUUUCUCUCACUCAUGGUUUUUCAUCUUUGGGGACAUUUCAAAAUACUCAACUAUACAUUGAAUGACUUUCCAAGACCAAGUUCAAAAGUGGAGGCAGCUAAAUACUCUGACGAAGAAUUGGUUGAAGUGGCUGCUAGGUUAAAGGAUUGUAUUCUUUAUCAUCGUGAGAUAAUUCUUUUUACAGACAGAAUGUCAAAUGUAUUUGGACCAAUGUUGUUCUUAUAUUACAUGUUUCACCAAGCAAGCGGCUGUCUAUUACUUCUCGAAUGUUCGCAGAUGACAGCCCAAGCUCUUAUACGUUAUGGACCACUAACGAUAAUACUGACACAACAAUUGAUUCAGUUGUCAGUUAUUUUCGAAUUGGUUGGAAGCGAGAGUGACAAAUUAAAGCAUGCAGUUUAUGGAGUGCCAUGGGAAUGCAUGGAUGUAAAGAACAGAAGGUUGGUGGUCAUCUUCCUCGCGAAUACUCAGGAACCAGUUCAUGUGAAGGCUAUGGGAGUAGCCAACGUUGGAGUUACUUCUAUGGCUGCAAUUUUGAAGACUUCUAUGUCCUACUUCACGUUUCUAAGGAGUAUGUAA
This is a messenger RNA of Helicoverpa zea (corn earworm), 1269 nucleotides long. Its product is annotated as odorant receptor 13a-like. The record is from RefSeq and is a predicted model, not a curated record. Gene Ontology annotation, molecular function: odorant binding; olfactory receptor activity. Gene Ontology annotation, cellular component: plasma membrane. The transcript is spliced from 9 exons. Bases 1 to 1269 code for a protein of 422 amino acids. NCBI's taxonomy places the organism in Eukaryota, Metazoa, Arthropoda, Insecta, Lepidoptera, Noctuidae. Gene Ontology annotation, biological process: sensory perception of smell; detection of chemical stimulus involved in sensory perception of smell.